This is a messenger RNA of Tetrahymena thermophila SB210, 1572 nucleotides long. Its product is annotated as thioredoxin glutathione reductase. Gene Ontology annotation, cellular component: cytosol; mitochondrion. Gene Ontology annotation, biological process: cell redox homeostasis; glutathione metabolic process; cellular response to oxidative stress. The record is from RefSeq and is a predicted model, not a curated record. NCBI's taxonomy places the organism in Eukaryota, Ciliophora, Oligohymenophorea, Hymenostomatida, Tetrahymenidae. Gene Ontology annotation, molecular function: thioredoxin-disulfide reductase (NADPH) activity; glutathione-disulfide reductase (NADPH) activity; flavin adenine dinucleotide binding. The transcript has 3 exons.
AUGAUAAAUAAAUUUUAGAAACAUUUUGUUGACAGUUAAGCGAGAUUUGGUUUAGAGUUUAUUUCUAGAAAAUAUUUUAGUUUCAAAAAGAUAGACCUUAAUAUAAAGAAAUAAGAAUAAAACAAGGAAUUUGAUUUCUUUGUUAUUGGAGGAGGAUCUGGAGGAUUAGCUGCAAGUAAAGAAGCAGCUCAAUUAGGUGCUAAAGUUGGAUUGGCAGACUAUGUUGCUCCCACGCCAAUUGGUACAUCUUGGGGUUUAGGUGGGACUUGUGUAAAUGUUGGUUGUAUUCCUAAAAAGUUAAUGCAUAUUGCUGCAUAAUACGGUGAAAGUUAUGAAUAGUAAGAAAUAUCUGGAUGGAAUGUAAACAGAUAGUCAAUUCAAAAUAAUUGGAUUUAGCUAGUACAUAGAAUUUAAGAAAAUGUUAAAAGAACUAACUUUGGUUACAGAGUAUCUUUAAGAGAAAAUAAAGUCACUUAUUUUAAUUCCUUAGCAACUAUUAUUGACUAAAACACUAUUAAGCUUUAAUCAGGUGAAUAGCUUAAAGACGCUAUUUAUGUGAAAGCAAAAUAAAUUCUGAUAAGUGUAGGUGGAAGACCAAAUUAUUUACCACAUAUUGAUAGAAAUCUCGUAAUUACUUCAGACGAUCUAUUUAGCUUGACUAAACCUCCAGGCAAAACUCUUAUUGUUGGAGCUUCUUACAUUGCACUAGAAUGUGCAGGGUUUUUAAAUGGACUUGGGUACGAUGUUACAGUUCUUUACAGAAACAAAAUUUUAAGUGGAUUCGAUUAAGAUGUGGCUUAAAAAUUAUAAGAAUAUAUGAGCUAUCAUGGAGUUAAAUUUGUAAAAGAUGAAAUUAAGCAUAUAUCAACCCACAACGAAAGCUAAAGAGAAGUUACUUUUAAUUUUGGUGGAUAAAAGGAAAUAUUCGAUACAGUUAUGUUAGCUAUUGGCAGAGUUCCAAACACUUAAAGUCUAGGUUUAGAAAAUGUUGGAGUUAAAUUAUCUAAAAAUAGAAAAAUACUAGCUGAUCAAAAGGAUUAAACAUCUGUAAGCAAUAUAUUUGCAAUAGGAGAUGCUGUUGAAGGGAGAAUGGAAUUAACACCUGUGGCAAUAAAAUAAGGGAGAUUUUUGGCUUAGAGACUUUUUAACAAUUAAAAUGAACUUGUAGAUUAUAACACUAUCCCAACAACUAUAUUUACACCUUUAGAAUACUCUUGUAUAGGAUUGAGUGAAGAGCAAGCAAUUUAAAAGUUUGGAUAAGAAAAUAUUUGGUGUUAUGUUUCUAAAUUCAAACCUCUAGAAUGGACUUUUUCUGAAAAAGACAAUAAAUCAAGAGGAUACUGUAAACUAAUAGUAAAUAGAUAAGAUAAUGAAAGAAUUAUAGGCUUACAUUAUUUAGGUCCUAACGCAGCUGAAGUGGCUCAAGGAUAUGCUGUUGCAUUUUAAAUGGGAGCUACUAAAAGAGAUUUUGAUAAAACUAUAGCCAUACAUCCUUCCUCUAGCGAAGAAUUUGUAUUACUUAAGUAAAUUAAGGGCAUAUCUGAGACAGAAGAGUGGUUGUGUUGUGGUUGA